This is a messenger RNA of Brettanomyces bruxellensis, 978 nucleotides long. RefSeq lists its product as uncharacterized. Gene Ontology annotation, molecular function: RNA binding; peptidyl-prolyl cis-trans isomerase activity. The coding region runs from base 1 to 978 and encodes 325 amino acids. NCBI's taxonomy places the organism in Eukaryota, Fungi, Ascomycota, Pichiomycetes, Pichiales, Pichiaceae. Gene Ontology annotation, cellular component: nucleus. Gene Ontology annotation, biological process: protein peptidyl-prolyl isomerization. The record is from RefSeq and is a predicted model, not a curated record. The transcript has a single exon.
AUGAGUGUUCUCCUUGAAACGAAUCAGGGUAACAUCGUUAUUGAUCUAUAUUAUGAACGAUGCUCCAACGAAUGUUUCAAUUUUAUAAAGCUAUGCAAAUCUAAAUACUACUAUUACAGCCCGUUUAUUAAUGUGCAGAAGGAUUUUAUUUGCCAAUGCGGAAAUCCACAAUAUCCACAAAAGCCAAAGUUUUCUAACAUUUAUGACAUUUUGUCUAAAGAUAAUUGUGUAUACAGCAACUCUUGUUCAAAUUCUAAACUAAAGAAUAACCAGGUGGGCCUGAUCUCUUUAAUUAGAGAAGGGCCACAAGGAUUUAGCUCGGAAUUCAUAAUAACACUUACAAAUGAUCCCAAGAGAUUGGAAUCCCUUGAGAAUCGAACCAGUAUUUUUGGAAGCAUUGCUGAGGGAUAUGGAACAAUAAACAGGAUUAAUAAGUCGUUACUUGAUGAACAUAACCGGCCUUUGAAGGAUAUACGCAUAUUACACACGUACGUUUUAGUGGAUCCGUUUCCAGACCCUAUUGAUGUAAAUUUUAGGAUUCCUCAGAAGGAACCCUUUCCUACAAAAGAGCAGAUAGAUUCUUUUCAAUUUAUGCUUGACGAAGAAAGUGAUGCAACUUCAGAAGAUCAGUACCAGCUAAAAUCUGACGCACAGGCUCUCACACUAGAAAUCCUUCAUCAAAUACCAUCUGCCAGGAUCAAACCAAGCGAAAAAGUUCUUUUUAUAUGUAACUUGAAUCCAAUUACCGAGGAAAGCGACUUACAACGUAUAUUUUCAAGAUUUGGCGACGUUAUUUCAGUUGAUAUUAUUAGAGACCACGGAACAGGUGCGUCUCUUCGCUAUGGUUUUAUUCAGUUUGGAGACGCAGAAAGUGUCGAAAGAGCAUAUUCAAAAAUGGAUGGUGCAGCAAUCGAUGGACGGGUUAUUCAUGUUGACUUUAGUCAGAGUACUAAGAGAGCACGACAGCAUAGAAAAUAG